AUGGCUACAAGCGAGAUAGUGAACAAUGCGCCGAUGUAUUCACUUGAUUCUUCGUUAAGGGAUUUACUUAACGAUGACUUAUUCAAUGAUCAAGACGAAUUGGUAAAGUCGAGAGAGAUUGAGAGAAGUGAAUUAUUUCAAGAUUGCUUAAAUCUUUUCAUAAAAAGAGAAAUCAAGGACUGCCUAGAAAAAAUGUUUAGAGCUGGAUUCGUCAAUCUUACUGUUUUUAAAUCUAGCCCAAUGAUAUUGGAUUUGUUUGUAAGUGCCUGUGAUAUUGCGCCCAACUUCAUUGAGUUGGGGUUGACACUGAAAGGUGAGAUUUUGAAUACAUUCACAUUAAAUGAUCCUCGAUGUAUUGAAAUACAACAGAUUAUUCUCAAGGAUUUCAAUAAACUUCUGGUCAUCAAUAAAUUCUUUCGAUGCUGCAUAAAAGUUAUUCAGCUCAACGAUAGUAGACAGGAGGAGCGAGAAGGAAAGAUUUUGGAGCUUGAAUCCAUAAUCAGCAAUUUCAUAUUCCUAUACACGACUAAAAUGAGAACGACUAUAGAUGCGUUUGGCUUGCAAGAGUUGAUUGAGAUAUUUAUUUUUCAGGUGAAAGUGAAGCUAGAGCAUAAAAAACUCUCUACGCAUUUGUAUCGGGCGCUUUGUAAGUCUUCACCCAAUUUAUCCUUGAUUUUAAAGAGUCUUCACUCACCCAAAGGCAUUUCCAUAGAGGAUGCUAUUCUGGAUUCAAUAGCUAAUAAAAUGCAGAAAGAUAAGGCAAAGUUGAAAGGCAAACCGAGGAGCGUGAAACCAAAAAUACACCAAUUUCGAGAGCCCUUGUUACACAAUUCCAGUGAAGACUAUUCCAAGACUGAGGCUACGUUCAAUCAACGCAACUCCACUGAUGUUAGACACCUCAAUAAUGAAACGAUGUCUCAUAAAACAAAAAAUGACAUUAGUCUUCUAGCUGGUUCAUUUUGGCCUACUCUAAAAUACCAUCUAACUAAAAAAUUACUGAACAAGAAUGGCCUUUUGUUCUUAGGUCUACUGUUAUUAAUAUGUGUCAAAAAAUAUAGAUCACUGAUGGCAUUUUUCAGACACGUUCCAAGUGCUUUCCGCACCGUAUAUCCUCAUGUUGUUGGGUUAUUAAAACUUCUAGCAAGCAUAUGA
Molecule: messenger RNA, 1152 nt
Organism: Saccharomyces mikatae IFO 1815
Lineage: Eukaryota; Fungi; Ascomycota; Saccharomycetes; Saccharomycetales; Saccharomycetaceae
Gene: PEX15
Product: Pex15p
Exons: 1
Coding region: 1-1152 (383 amino acids)
Source: RefSeq, a predicted model, not a curated record